AUGGUGGAAGGACCAGGUUGUAAGUUGAAAGGGGAGAAUAUCCGAGCUGGUCUAAGAAAUAAAAUAUUGUCUAAAAUUAUAGUCAGAUCACCUAUACAGGCCAAUGGAACAAAGAGAGAAGAGUUAAGUGUCAGUGAACAGAAAAAGCAAACCGACAGCAAUGAGUUGGUGGAAAGAAAAUUAGAUGAUGUUGUCACUUUGGGGAAGGAAUUAUUUAUGAUUUUUGGAGACAAAUGCUUAAGGCUUCAUUUUCUAAUGAAUGGAUCUCACAGAAUAUCAGAAAGUGGUAACAUGGUUUUAACUGGUAAGAAGAUACCACCAGUGCUAGAAGUUUAUUUUGGACCUACUGUCUUAUUCUUUUAUGAGUCUUCUUUUGAUGUUAGUCGACCCAGCUGUAAAUGGGUACAGAUAAUCCAGGAAAGAUCAAUACCAAGAGGUUUGGUCAAGAACCAGCUGUGUAGAAAAACCGGUUCUCCUCUGAACAAGCACUAUAAAAUCUACUCACUAGCCCAGUGUAAGUCAUGUGGUACAAGAGUCACCAAGACCAAGAUGGGUGACGAUAGCAGUAGAGUCACCUAUUUCUGUCACAUCUGUCAAACAGAAGAUGUCACCAAGCUGGAUAACUUGACCUUGCCCAGUAAAAACAGUCUUCUAAAUUGGGUUCAAUCAUCAAAUGCAAAGAUUGAGACCCAAGAAUCUAAUUGGUCCUGCCAAACUUGUACUCUAUUGAAUUCAGCCAAUCGAAUCACUUGUGAAGUGUGUGGUGGACCUAAAAGCAACCAAUCAAAAACAAGUUCACAAAAUUCAGAAAUCAUUCAACUAACUGACAAUCGUGAAAACUUGUUCACUUUUGUGAAAGAGACCAAACUUUUAGAAACGUCUUUGAACUCUUGUACGAAUAUUUCCAAACCAAACCCUUUUGCUUUGAUGGACACGACUGGAAAAAAUUUUCAAAAUGACAUUUCCCAUGACCUUAAAAGCUCAAAAUCAAUCUCGAAGCCUAAAAUCUCCGAAAUUGUGGUUAAAUCUCGGAAAAGGACCUCAAGUGAAUUUCAUGAUACUCAAAAUGACAAUAAAAGAGCCAGAACAAACCAGUCUGAACUGGAUCAAAGUGACACAAACUGGAAAUUUCCAAAUUGUUCCGGUCAUAAGCAGAAAUGUGGUUUGUGGCAGACACACAAGCCUGGUCCCAAUAACAGAAGAUGGUUCUUUACUUGUGCCCUUAAAGGCAAGCAGAAAUGCAACCAUUUUGAGUGGGCUGAUAUAUAUUUUCCAUGCUGUCCUGGACACAAUAAAACCUGUUCUAUAAAUACUGUUCUGAAAGUUGGCGCCAAUAAUGGUAGGAAAUUCUUCAGCUGUGCCCAAUCCAGGAAGGAGCAAUGUCAAUUCUUCGAAUGGGCAGAAGGAUUUGGUGGAGUAGCUGUGGCUAGAUGA
Molecule: messenger RNA, 1434 nt
Organism: Lottia gigantea (owl limpet)
Lineage: Eukaryota; Metazoa; Mollusca; Gastropoda; Lottiidae
Exons: 7
Coding region: 1-1434 (477 amino acids)
Biological process (GO): base-excision repair
Molecular function (GO): zinc ion binding; DNA binding; DNA N-glycosylase activity
Source: RefSeq, a predicted model, not a curated record